GCCACGUCAGAGUUGGAAAGCAACUGUUAAUAGAAACGAUUUGAUGUUUUAGAACUGUAUGCAAAUGUACUUUGUUCUAAUGAGGAUGAGUUAAAGAAAUUCUUUGAGGUUCCGAGUUUUUUUGUAUUUACCACUGAAAUGAGUAACAACACCUCUGUUGUUGGUGGUCAAAUUUCAAAGCGAAACAUUAAUGACAAGGUGAUAAUUGUACAGAUUCUGGUGGGUAUUUUUCUUUGCAUUAACUCCAUGCUGAUUGCAACCUUUUUUACUAAGGAAACCUUCUACACAAACAUGCGCUACAUUUUAUUUGUCACCACACUAUUUUCUGAUUAUGUAAAUUUAAUCAUCUCAAAUUUGUUGCUGAUCUUGAGCUAUUUUGCCAUUCCUAUACAAACAUGGCCAUGUCUUUUCUUUUGCUUCCUGUCAUCUCUGUGUAAUUAUGUCACUCCUCUGACUCUGACAGCGAUGAGCCUGGAGCGCUAUGUGGCUAUCUGCAUGCCUCUGCGUCAUGCAGAGCUGUGCAGCACAGCCAGAGCCCUGCAGGGCGUCCUCAUCAUUCACAGCCUCAGCUUUAUUCCCUACACUGUGAUUUUUUUUAUGUUGCUUUCUUCAGUCACCUUUAGCUUCUUCACACAACACAUCAUCUGCUCUGUGGAAUCUUUAAUUUUGCACAGGUGGCAGGGUCAUGUUAGGUCUGCAGUCAGUCAGUUUUACUUCCUGAUCAUGUGUAUCCUCAAUGCUUUCUCCUAUUUUCAAAUAAUGAAAGUGGCCAAAGCUGCAUCUGGAAACAACAAAGAGUCGACACGAAAAGGACUCAGAACUGUGAUCCUCCAUGCUUUCCAGCUGUUUCUCUGUCUCAUCCAGCUGUGGACCCCUUUCAUUGAAGCUGCCGUUCUUCAGACUAAUGUCAAUGUAUUUAUAAAUGUCAGAUACAUUAACUAUAUUCUGUUUAAUCUUUCUCCUCGAUGCCUGAGUCCUCUUAUCUACGGCCUCAGAGAUGAAGCGUUUCUGCUUGCGCUGAAACAAUGGCUGUUCAGCUGCCCAUUCAAGGCCAACAUGUUAAAACUGUAAUCCUGGAAAAGCAAAUCUUUGCCAGAAAUAUCUUUUAAAGCUGUAUAAUAUGCAACGAGGUUCAAACAUUUCAACAGGCUUGUUUAAAUAUAAAACCUUUGAAUUCAAUAAUCAAUAAUUAAAAACACCAUAUUUUGUAUUUAGAAUCUUUAUGUGUGGAAACUUAAUGUUUGUAUUGUUCAAAGGAAAGAAACAUCAACUGAGUUUAUGUGAGUUGUGUAUCAAAAUUAAAAUUUAUGAUGAUUGACAUUUUUGUAGGAAACCAUGAAUUUUAUAGAGUAGUUUUAUUUUUCCAAUGUUUGAUUUGUGAGCACUUGCUAAGAAUGUGACAGGAAAGAGAAAUGGACAUAACAUUUUAGUUGAACAAUAUCUAGUAGUUAAAAAACACACCUAUCUGAAGUUUUUUUACUUGGGUUGACAUAUAGUAACAUCACACUAAAGAUAUUUUCAACUGUUGUCUUUUCUGUGUUCUCUAAUGCACCCAAAAUCAAAAAGAAAAAAAUCAAAUAAAACUAAAAAUAUAUUUAUAUAUAUAUUUUUAAAUCACUGUGUUUCAUAGAAAUGUCAUUUUCAUACUGAUAAUUGAGUUGUCAACACUGCUUCUGUGUUGUCAUAGUCACAAAAAACUAAAAUAUCUACAGAUAUGUG
This is a messenger RNA of Poecilia reticulata (guppy), 1719 nucleotides long. The record is from RefSeq and is a predicted model, not a curated record. Lineage: Eukaryota; Metazoa; Chordata; Actinopteri; Cyprinodontiformes; Poeciliidae.